Molecule: messenger RNA, 3610 nt
Organism: Dama dama (fallow deer)
Lineage: Eukaryota; Metazoa; Chordata; Mammalia; Artiodactyla; Cervidae
Gene: GJB1
Product: gap junction protein beta 1
Exons: 3
Coding region: 2108-2962 (284 amino acids)
Biological process (GO): cell communication
Cellular component (GO): connexin complex
Source: RefSeq, a predicted model, not a curated record
GCCCAGGGGCUGGUGUGGCCCAGGAGGGCAGAAGUGGGGGUUGGGGAGAGGCUUGGGUCUUGCCUUCUCCUGGGCUCAGCAUUCAGCCACUUAGAUCCCUUCUGUGUUUCGCUCUGAGCUGGACUGAGGCACCUCCUACCCGGGUGCCAGGCUUGCUUAGUCUCUCUCUAUAGCCCCCAACUCAUCCUUUUCCCAGGCCCAGUGUUGUUUCUGCUCUCACUCUUUUCUGCCCAGGCAAGAAUCACCCUUUUCCCCACAGGGUCAAAUCCCCAGAAAGACUGGAGGGGGGCCCCCAGGCUCAGGGUGGCCAAGUUUAUAUCUUUAAGACAUUUCCUGCCACACAGGGUUAGGGUUCAGUGGGGGCCGCUGGGCACUGCCAGGUGCUGUUUUCCUUCCCUGAUUAGAAGGCUAACCAGGCGUGCAACCAACAUAGGGGCUGUGGACAGAUGAAUACAGCGCACUCGGCAGGCACAGAGGACCAGCCAACCGGGCCAAGAUUUGGGAGCAUUUUCUUGAGGGAGGCAGGGAGACUCAAGCUGAGCUUGGAGUAAAUGAUGACUGGGAUAUCUAAAGGAUGGGUAGCCCCCUAGCUGUUUGAAAGUUGUUCCAGCUGUUGGGAAUGGCAUGGCAGAAUGCAUGGACUUAGAAAAUGAGAUGAGGAGAGGAGAAUAGAGACAAGAUGGGUUUGAAUGGAGAGAAGUAUAGAGGAGGAUGCAGCAGAGCAAUGGGGAAGGGACCCAAGCUUUGAUGAGGGGUCAACAUGAGUCCUAAUCUGAGUUCCAGCACUGGCCUACCAGCUGUGUGAUAAAUUACUCAGCUUCUUUGAGUCUCCAUUGCCUCGUGCAUUGAAGACAAUAACUCACAGCUCACAGGUUUGUUGUGAGGAUAAGAGUUAAGGAACAGACUACUCCUAGCACAGAAUAGGUAUUCCUUAAGUGGUGGCUGCUUUAAUAAGCCCAAGUAGAGAGCAACAGGAAGUCAGAUAGUUGAUGGAGGAGUAAAAGGGUAUAGUCCAAACAGUGAGGAAGGGAGCUGAUAUUACUAGGAGCUCUGUGGAAAGAUCAUGGCAGAGCGAGAGAAGGAGAAAACUGGAAUGAGCUAGACAGGCCCUGACCCAAGCCUGGCCACAGAAUACAUAUGACAGUGUGGAGGAAACAGUGCAGUGACUAAGGUGCUAUGGAACCGCAGGGUGGAGGCAGGGAAGAGAAGCAGGUGAAGAGGGAGAGGGAUGGAGGGGUUUUGUCUUAGCCGCACCAAACCGAUGAAGGCAGCUGGAAAUUCAGAAGAAAAUCUGAAAAAAAGCCCCCUGUCCUGUCCUGCCAGAGGCUGCCUGUGAAAUGGGGGAGGGAGUAUGGAGUCUGAGGCUGAGUGUAACCUCAUUUGGCCAAGCCAGGCCCCUCUUUCCCAAACCAAAAAGAUGCAAGGAUUUCCUAUAGCUGGAAGGAGGGACAGGAAAGAGGUAGGAGCAGAAAGAGAUAGACUUGAACGUGCGUGUGUGUAUACGCAUACACACGCAUGCAGGCACAUGUGGAAAGGAAUGCUGAGAACAUUUUUUUGAGUUCUGCGAUCUAAUUGAUCUCAGAAUGCAGUGUCCUUAAAGGAAGAGAGGCUGCCAAGGUACAAAGACUUUGAGGUCAGAGGAAAACAAAUUUGAAAUUUGACUCUACCAUUUAGCAGAAGUGCAGUUGUCAUUGAGGUAAGUUGUUUAACUUCUCUGAGCCUCACCUUCUCUAUCUGAGAAGUGGGUAUAAUAUUAGUUGCAGGGACUAAGGACAAUCUCCUGAUUUUGACCUGUGCUUGAGUGCUUGGGCAAAUCUGGAUCUGAAGACAAGGCCAGAGCCAGACAUGGUCAGAGAAAUCUUGUCUAAUUAAACACAGGAGCCAAACAUGCCUGGAGCAACACAGAGCAUAUCAACACCUGGACUUUAACCCAAAGUCACAAAAACAGUUUGGAUUUCAAAAUCAGCUAGCCUACACUUCGGGGAACACCAUCUGCAAAAGCACAAAGACUGUACCGUGUAGAGCCUAGACUUCUGCUUCAGACACUUCUGUGUUUCCUCCUACUCAGACACUUCGGCUGUGUGACCUUAAGUGUGAAUGAGGCAGGAUGAACUGGACGGGUUUGUACACCUUGCUCAGCGGCGUGAAUCGGCAUUCUACUGCCAUUGGCCGAGUAUGGCUCUCUGUCAUCUUCAUCUUCAGAAUCAUGGUGCUGGUGGUGGCUGCCGAGAGCGUGUGGGGUGAUGAGAAGUCUUCCUUCAUCUGCAACACCCUCCAGCCUGGCUGCAACAGUGUCUGCUAUGACCACUUUUUCCCCAUUUCCCACGUGCGUCUGUGGUCUCUGCAGCUCAUCUUGGUGUCCACCCCAGCUCUCCUUGUGGCCAUGCACGUGGCACACCAGCAGCACAUUGAAAAGAAAAUGCUUCGACUUGAGGGCCACGGCGACCCCCUGCACCUGGAGGAGGUGAAGAGGCACAAGGUCCACAUCUCAGGGACACUGUGGUGGACCUAUGUGAUCAGCGUGGUCUUCCGGCUGCUGUUCGAGGCUGCUUUCAUGUAUGUCUUUUAUCUGCUCUACCCUGGCUACGCCAUGGUGCGGCUGGUCAAGUGUGAUGCCUACCCCUGCCCCAACACAGUGGACUGCUUCGUGUCCCGCCCCACGGAGAAAACCAUCUUCACGGUCUUCAUGCUGGCCGCCUCAGGCAUCUGCAUCAUCCUCAAUGUGGCCGAGGUGGUGUACCUCAUCUUCCGGGCCUGUGCCCGCCGAGCCCAGCGCCGCUCCAAUCCACCCUCCCGCAAGGGCUCGGGGGGCUUCGGCCAUCGCCUCUCACCUGAAUACAAGCAGAAUGAGAUCAACAAGCUGCUGAGUGAGCAGGACGGCUCCCUGAAAGACAUACUGCGCCGCAGCCCCGGCACCGGGGCUGGGCUGGCCGAGAAGAGUGACCGCUGCUCGGCCUGCUGAUGCCACAGACCAGGCAACCUCCCAUCCUGUCCCCCACCCCUGUCCUGCCCCAAGCCUGCCCCUCCUUCUCCCCUGCCAGUGUGCAGGCCUCUGCCUGCUAGGGGUUGCUCCAUCAAAACUUUCCUUCCCUCCCUACUUCCCUUCCUCCCCAGGGCCUUCUGCCUCAGGGCCUGAAGGUGUGGGGAGCUGGAGGCCACCCACGCCAGCACUCAAGGCUAUCGGGGGUGCAGGCAGCUCUCGUUGCCCGCACCCCUUCCUCUUCCCUCUCCCUCUCCCUGGGACCACUGGGGACCAGAGGUGGGAUGCUCUGACAACAUCUCCAAUUAUGAAACUAAUCUUAACCCCAUGCUGUCAGAUACCCUAUUUCUGGAGUCACAUCAGUGGGGAGGGAUGUGGGCAAGUGGAGUGGAGGGAGGGUGCUGUGGAUGUGUGGGUGGGGAAGGGAGGGUAGCAAACGCAAGAAAAGGAGGAACAGUGCUUGCCGGCCCUGAGGAAAAGGAGGACAUGUCUGGAGUGGAGGAGCUAGGGAGGGAGAAGCAGGCAGAUAAGUUGGAGUGGGGGUUGGUCAGGGUUGCCUUUGCCUCUAGUCCCCAAGGCCUCUCUGUGCCUGAAAUGUUACACAUUAAACAGGAUUUUACAGUAAACGAA